Molecule: messenger RNA, 842 nt
Organism: Episyrphus balteatus (marmalade hoverfly)
Lineage: Eukaryota; Metazoa; Arthropoda; Insecta; Diptera; Syrphidae
Gene: geko
Exons: 3
Coding region: 278-814 (178 amino acids)
Source: RefSeq, a predicted model, not a curated record
AUCGUUGGACGCUAAAAUCAUAUACAUUUUCGUUUUCAUUGUUUAUUUUUUUGUCUGUCAGUAAUAUAAGUAAAAAAAAUUCGUUUCGGUAUUUUGAUUUUAUAUCAAACAAUCUCUUUAACAAAAAAAAUUCCAUUCAAUACGAAAUGUUUUUGAACUGCAUUUUAUAAGAUUUUUUUUGACCUUCAACUAUACCAACUUCUAUUUAAAGAAGUUUCAAAACAUAAUCAAAACAAAUAGUCUCUCUCGAAAACCCCCCUUUUUUUAACCAUCAAAAAUGGAUAACGCUUGGACGCUUCGCAUAAUGUUAUUCGCGGCUUUAGCCUUGGUUAUUUUUGGCGACUUUUUCGGCUAUGGCAGCAUAAAGGGAGUCAAGUCCGCCUCCAAUCAAGGAUCGGCUGGAAAAUUUCAACAGAAACAAACUGAAUUCGAAUUGACUGAUGAUGAAGAAUCUGAUCUUCAAGACUUAACACCAGCUGAAUUUAAAAAGCAACGAGUUCUAGCGAAAUCUCAACUCACCGAUGCCAUUCGAGAUUCCUGUUUGCCAAAAAUGCUUUGUGAAAUGGCUUCCAAACCAGAAUAUGUUCUUUCGGAAAAAGAAAAGGACUUACUCCAUAUGAUUCGCUCAUCAACUAUGUCAUUAGCAAUGAAUAGUCCACCAAGUAAAUGGCAUUUUGCUGCACACAUGGGAGAAUUACUCAAACACACUGCCGAUAAUUUAAGUGGACCAAUGGGAUGUGCGAAUUUAUGGCCACACUGUCCAAUUAGUUCGAAAAAAUUAAUGAAACUUUCUUAUAAAGUUAAUUUGAAAUAGAAAAUAUUUUACAUUCAAAAAAACUAAU